This is a messenger RNA of Ilex paraguariensis (yerba mate), 630 nucleotides long. Lineage: Eukaryota; Viridiplantae; Streptophyta; Magnoliopsida; Aquifoliales; Aquifoliaceae. The record is from the annotation of a GenBank genome assembly.
AUGCUAUUGUCACAGACAUUCAGCCUGCUUCGUCAGGGUCUUGGAUGGUUCGCGGAGGGUUGUUAUCUGCCGGCUUGGAAAGGCAGGAGUGUCCGGUCCAAUAUUCAAGUCAUCGCGAUCCCUACACUUGUUACUAAAGUGAUGGCUAGAAUGGCUUCAGCGGAUAUAAUGUGUGUUGGUCCCAAGUCUGUAAGAGAAAAGUUCACAGGCAUUAUUAGGCAACAAGAUGUCAGAGCCACCGAGAUCGACAAAGUAGAUAUGCAUGCGUCAUUUCGGCCGGGUGACACUGUUAGAGCUUUAGUACUCUCCCUUGGCGAUGCACGGGCAUAUUAUCUAUCAACUGCAAAAAAUGAGUUGGGUGUUGUAUCUGCAGAAAGUGCAGCAGAACUCUUGCCUGCGGUUGUCUUGAUGUCUUUUGGGCCCCAAAUGAAUUUUGGUCUCCAUGUUUUCUGCUAUAACCUGUGGAAAACACCUGAAAAUUAUGAGAAUGUUUUAUGUUUAGAGUUGUUUUCAUUGUGGAACAGAAUCACAAGGAAUUGCAUGCAAUACCUCUCAUCAGGUAUUUGUUGUAAUGUACAUUGCGAAGAUUUGUUUGCUGUCUCCAAAGAAAUUGAUCAUUAUGCCUCCUAA